This is a messenger RNA of Mytilinidion resinicola, 1368 nucleotides long. RefSeq lists its product as uncharacterized. Lineage: Eukaryota; Fungi; Ascomycota; Dothideomycetes; Mytilinidiales; Mytilinidiaceae. The transcript is spliced from 4 exons. The coding region runs from base 1 to 1368 and encodes 455 amino acids. The record is from RefSeq and is a predicted model, not a curated record.
AUGGCAAUCACCCGGUAUUCCAAGCGCACACAUGCUCAAGAUGUGUUUGACAGCCUACACGCCCUGCCGCCGUGUCACCAUGGCCCCGACACUGCGCGCUGGGUCAUCGCGGUUGACGACUCCAAGGCCAGCCAUGGCGAUGAGCUCCCCACUGCCAAGCGCCAGCGAGUACUGCGCAACCUCCACACCACCUCGCAACGAUUGAAUGUCGCGACACGCAAUAUGGCUGCAGUCUCACCAACACGUCGAUCGAUGAGAAACAGUGGUAGCAACACUACAAAAAGGGUGACAGGGCGACCAGAAGAAGCAUAUACAGACGCACAACGAAGCGCUGAUGCGUUCUCCGAAGAUGCACCCUCGUUCCCCGCGCCUGGCUCAUCUUUACGCUCGCUGUUCCCUCCAAAGAAGAAGACGGUCUCCACGAAGGCGGACCUGGCAUACCUCAACCCAAACGUCGAGUUUCUUCCCUUGAGAAACACCGAAGAGAUGGGCAUAUCGCUACCCGAGUCUGUCACGGAGCUCUGGAGCUGUUGUGAGAAUCGACAGCGUUACUCGCUGACAACUGACCCUCCGAUUCCUCUUACCGACUACGACUAUAGAAUCAUCAACGACACCUUGUCCGACGCAUUCGAGCAGGCGGAGAAAUGGCGCGAUACAACAACUGAGCCACACUGGAUAUCCGUGGUGGUAGGUCCUAUACUACAUCUUCUGCGGCGGAUUGAGAGCUUCAAAAAUUCUCCUGUCCCUAAUGCGAAGGUUGCUGUUCUUGACGUAACGCCCACCGAGAUCUCCCCUGUAGAGCUCGUUCCCUUCUCUAAAGACCCGGCCCUCUACCAUGACCUUGAUAAACGCAUCGACUAUGUUGUUGGCCUUGACCUCCACCGAACCACGCUUAAAACGCUCCGCUGCAUCAAGUAUUGCACCACCGUCCCAUCUAUUAAUCAGACCGCUUCGUUUGCCAACGAGACUCCUAUCUUCCUCAACAUCGAGGUUAAGCGCCGACAUGUCGCACGGGACCCGACAGUUCAGUUCGCUGCUUGGAUUGCUGCCGAGUUUACAAAGCGGAGGUAUGAGGAGUGGGAUCUCGGGUUUCCGGUGUUCGCCGUCGAAAUUGAUGGCGACAAUUGGCUGCUGCGUAUUGCUGCUGCGCGCGUCACCAGUGCUGCAGCCGAGUCUCCUAUAGAAGGAGAAGGGGAUGUACAGGAAACGGAAGCGGAAGAAGGACCGAGGCCCCUCCCAGAAGAUGAAUACGACUCCAAGAGGUUGCUAGCCAACCUAGUUGAUAUCACGAAAUGGGGGCAGUCUGAGUUUCGGACGUGGUGGGAGGCCAAUGUGCAGAUGGUAUUGGAGAAGAGGAUACGGCGUUGA